Molecule: messenger RNA, 909 nt
Organism: Salvia hispanica
Lineage: Eukaryota; Viridiplantae; Streptophyta; Magnoliopsida; Lamiales; Lamiaceae
Product: Adenine nucleotide alpha hydrolases-like superfamily protein
Molecular function (GO): AMP binding
Source: RefSeq, a predicted model, not a curated record
CGACGUUAGUUUUAACUGUGGAGUGUGGAGUAUUCCAGAAUAGCUCUGCAGCAAGCAAGCGCGCGAGAGAGAGAUUGAGCUUUUACUCGGAAAAAUGGCGGCAGAAGACAGUGCUGCACCGACGCGGAUAAUGGUAGCGGUGAAUGAAUCAACGAUCAAAGGCUAUCCCCACGCCUCCAUAAGCAGUAGAAAAGCUUUUGAUUGGACUCUCAGCAAAAUCGUCCGCACCAACACUUCUGGAUUCAAGCUGCUAUUUCUCCAUGUUCAAGUCCCCGACGAAGACGGUUUUGAUGAUAUGGAUAGCAUAUAUGCCUCCCCAGAUGAUUUCAAGACGAUGAAGCGCAGAGACAAGAUCAGAGGUCUUCAUCUUUUGGAGUACUUUGUCAAUCACUGUCAUGAAAUCGGGGUUGCUUGUGAAGCAUGGAUCAAGAUAGGUGAUCCCAAAGAAGUCAUCUGCCAUGAAGCGAAUCGUGUCCAGCCAGAUUUUCUUGUCCUGGGAAGCAGGGGUCUCGGGCCUUUCCAGAAGGUUUUUGUGGGAACUGUGAGUGAAUUUUGUGUGAAGCAUGCUGAUUGCCCUGUGAUUGCAAUCAAGCGGGAUGCAUCUGAGACUCCUCAGGAUCCCGUUGAUGACUGAGUGAUCAACAAUCAGUGUGGACAUAUCUUCUGUUCAAUUCAAUAUUUCAAUGUAAGUCGAUUGACGUUGCUUGUCCGUGUUCUCCUUUUCUUUGUUCUUAUACUGCGUUGAGUCUUGACCAGUUUACUGGUUCUCGUACAUCACUGUAAAUCACAUUUAAGCCCGUUCGAGUGUAGUGAGACGAAUACUAGCAAGAUUUGUGAUUUGUGAACAAUAUUCUUGUAUAUCUAUCAGUGAGAAAGGAAGUGUUGUCUAUAAAUUUCUUGAGAUCAUCA